GUUUUAACGUCCAGUGACGUUUCCCGAAACGUUUUUGUUAAUUCCUCUCGGUUUCGAAGACGAGGCUGAAGGUCGUUCUGCCACUAGAUCUGUUUCUGAUGCGAACGCCCUAAACGGAGAUAUUAUAGAAAUACGCCACUCUCCGUGGAAGUGGUUAUCCGUAUCAGUGGACUUCAGAACUGGAUUUGUUCGGUUUGACAUGGACUGCCAGCCCAGCAGGUUUGACCACCUCGAUCCAAAUGGAAAAGAGGAUAGCAGAAUCACAAUCCCUCAGGAAGCCUUGGUGUACUUCAGACAGGAACCGGGUAGAAAGAAAAUAUUUUUGGGUUCGGUUCAAGUAGCUAAAGUACUUCCAUACGUAGUAGAUGGACGACUGUGGUCCUGCCUGCAGAUAGCAGAGAACUUGGCACCAGAGUUCAGAAAGCCUCUCCUGUAGAAACUGAUUUAGAGGAACUUCUGCACUCAUUUUGUGAUAUAAUAAAGCCAACGAAAUUGGGCGCGUGGUACAUUAAUUAUUAUUGUAUAGUUUCGUAAAUAAAACGUUAUGACUAUUUAUUAAUAUACAUAGAAGUAUUGUAUAAUAUGAAUUUUUAUUGCAGUUACUGUUUAACUGGAUGAAAACAAAUAAAACUGAUAAUGGCGUCAA
Molecule: messenger RNA, 646 nt
Organism: Acanthoscelides obtectus
Lineage: Eukaryota; Metazoa; Arthropoda; Insecta; Coleoptera; Chrysomelidae
Source: the annotation of a GenBank genome assembly